GAGUUGACAAAGCCCCGCAGGGAAGGACGCCUCGCGGCGCGGCGCCCCGGGCCCCUCGCCCCGCCGCCCCGGGACCCCGGCCCCGGCCUCCAGCCCCUGGACUCGACCCCUCCGCCCGCGCUGCCUCCGGACACCCACCUCGGCGCCGGUCCUGGCCCGAGCCGCCCGCGCCCAGGUAGCGCCGCCCCGUCCCGAGGCCGGGCCCGGGGGCGCGGGGCGCCGGGGUGCGGCGCCCGGGGCGGCGAUGACCGCGCAGCGCGUCCCACGGGCCCGGCCCUGAGCCCCGCUGCCUGCCUGCCCCGCCGAGGUCCGGACGGGCCAAGAUGACGCCCAGCCCCACGUUGUUGCUGCUGCUGCCGCCGCUGCUGCUGGGGGCCCUCCCGCCGGCCGCCGCCGCCCGAGGCCCCCCGAGGAUGGCAGACAAGGUGGUUCCAAGGCAGGUGGCCCGGCUGGGCCGCACUGUGCGGCUGCAGUGCCCCGUGGAGGGAGACCCACCGCCACUGACCAUGUGGACCAAGGACGGCCGCACCAUUCAUGGCGGCUGGAGCCGCUUCCGGGUGCUGCCCCAGGGCCUGAAGGUGAAGGAGGUGGAGCGGGAGGACGCCGGCGCCUAUGUGUGCAAGGCCACCAACGGCUUCGGCAGCCUCAGUGUCAACUACACCCUCAUCGUGAUGGAUGAUACUGGCGCAGGAAGGGAGCGUCUGGGGCACGACGGUGCCUCUGGGGGCCAGGAGGAUGCAGCCAGCAAGCAGUGGGCGCGGCCCCGCUUCACGCAGCCCUCCAAGAUGAGGCGUCGCGUGAUCGCUCGGCCCGUGGGCAGCUCUGUGCGGCUCAAGUGUGUGGCCAGUGGGCACCCACGGCCCGACAUCAUGUGGAUGAAGGACGACCAGGCCCUGACAGGCCUGGAGGCCGGGGAGCACAGGAAGAAGAAGUGGACACUGAGCCUGAAGAACCUGCGUCCCGAGGACAGUGGCAGGUACACGUGCCGUGUGUCCAACCGCGCAGGUGCCAUCAAUGCAACCUACAAGGUGGACGUGAUCCAGCGGACGCGCUCCAAGCCCGUCCUCACGGGCACGCACCCCGUGAACACGACUGUGGACUUCGGGGGCACCACAUCCUUCCAGUGCAAAGUGCGCAGCGAUGUGAAGCCGGUGAUCCAGUGGCUAAAGCGUGUGGAGUAUGGCGCCGAGGGCCGCUACAACUCCACCAUCGAUGUGGGCGGCCAGAAGUUCGUGGUGUUGCCCACGGGGGAUGUGUGGUCGAGGCCCGACGGCUCCUACCUCAACAAGUUGCUCAUUGCGCGCGCACGCCAGGAUGAUGCCGGCAUGUACAUCUGCCUGGGGGCCAAUACCAUGGGCUACAGCUUCCGCAGCGCCUUCCUCACCGUGCUGCCAGACCCCAAGCCACCAGGGCCCCCCGUGGCCCCCUCGUCCUCGACCACCAGCUUGCCGUGGCCUGUGGUCAUCGGCAUCCCGGCUGGAGCUGUCUUCAUCCUUGGCACUGUGCUCCUGUGGCUCUGCCAGGCCAAGAAGAAGCCGUGCACACCCGGGCCCACCCCGCCUCUGCCUGCACACCGCCCGCCCGUGGCCGCCCGCGACCGGGCCGGGGACAAGGACCGUCCCAUGCCCCCCAGCCUCGGCCCUGCCCCUGGCGUGGGGCUGUGCGAGGAGCUCGGGCCUCCGGCGGCACCCCAGCAUCUGCUGAGCCCGGGACCAUCUGCCGGGCCCAGACUUUAUCCCAAACUCUACACAGACGUGCACACGCACACGCACACACACACGCACUCGCACACGCACUCGCACGUGGAGGGCAAGGUCCACCAGCACAUCCACUACCAGUGCUAGCCAGUGCCACGGGGUGGGGCCCCACCCACCGGCCCUGCGGGGCCCAGGGUGGGGCGGCGGGCCCGUGUAGGGCAGGCGGCUGCGCAGAGAGCUGGGGCCUAGGCAGGAGGCACAGUCAGCACCCUGGGGCACCCUGGGGCACCCUGGGUGACACACACAUACCUCUGGACACACACACACACACACACACACACACACACACACCCCUCAGACUAAGACACCUGGGAAGGUCUGUGCCGGCAACUUUGUAGUGUGCAUGUAGCAAUGGGCUAGUUGAU
Mustela erminea (ermine) is the source of this 2122-nucleotide messenger RNA. It is a transcript of the gene FGFRL1, whose product is annotated as fibroblast growth factor receptor like 1. Gene Ontology annotation, molecular function: fibroblast growth factor receptor activity; fibroblast growth factor binding. The transcript is spliced from 7 exons. The record is from RefSeq and is a predicted model, not a curated record. The coding region runs from base 324 to 1844 and encodes 506 amino acids. Gene Ontology annotation, cellular component: plasma membrane. NCBI's taxonomy places the organism in Eukaryota, Metazoa, Chordata, Mammalia, Carnivora, Mustelidae.